Calliphora vicina (urban bluebottle blowfly) is the source of this 4358-nucleotide messenger RNA. RefSeq lists its product as uncharacterized. Lineage: Eukaryota; Metazoa; Arthropoda; Insecta; Diptera; Calliphoridae. The transcript has 7 exons. The record is from RefSeq and is a predicted model, not a curated record. The coding region runs from base 87 to 4265 and encodes 1392 amino acids.
AUUUUAUGCAAGUGAACAACUGAAAACGUUAAUUUUUCCAAUUUCAUAAAAAAUUAAAUAAAAAAAUACUAAAAUUUAACUGAAAUAUGUCUCAGGAGGAAGAAUUUUCAAAAUGGCUGAGACGCAAAGAAAAAUCAUUCGAGGAAAACCUUAAAUUUGCCAUAAAAUCAUGGCAGUCCGUGGAAUUUACCCUGACGUCGAAAUACGAAAUGGUAUUGCAAUGGCUAGCUGAACAAGAACAUUUAACUAAUGAGCAAAUACUAGAGGAUGAUUUUAAAGAGUUGCUUAAGCUACGCGCUCAACCAGGUUUGAUAACGCAACAAGUUAAAGCAGAUUUUGUGGAAUGGUUAUUGGAACAGGCCCAACAGAAAGCCGACAAUACAAAAAAAUGGUGUAAUUUACUGCAGUUUUUAGUGGAAUUUGAGUUGUUACAAGAUUUAUACAGAAUGAAUUAUGAACUACAAUGUCGUGUGUAUGGAAUGAUCUUCAGCAGUUAUGAAAAAUAUUUAUUGACUGUGGAACAAAGUGAUCAACAAUUUCUAAAUACAUUUGAGUCGGAAUUUUUUGCCUCUGUGCUCAAGGCUCUCAAAGAGACCAUAAAACGCUGUGGCGAUAGUGAGUUAUAUGAAAAAGCAUACACCGAAUUAACCUUGCAGCCCUUGGCACAAGUUUUGUUGGUGUUGCGUUCAUUUAAAGUAGAUUUUUUUGAAGAGCUUUUAGAAAUCGAAAGCCUGUUGUGUGUCGAAAUGGAGGAUACAGACAUAAUAAACCGUAUUUUGAAAUUAGCCUUGCCAGUAAGACUAUUAAGUCUCGAAUGCGCUAUAGUUAAGCGUAGAGGCGUGGAAAGUUUUCUUAAUUUAUUGCUAAAUGAUGUCUUUAAGAAUUUCUUCGAAAAUUGUGACAGUGAUAUGGAUCCAUCUUUAUCAUUAACCGUGGCCGCUUAUGUUAUGGAGAUGUUGGGACGUCAUGAUGUGGGUUUAAAUGUUAAAGUUAACGAACAUCAGACAGCUGUUAAAUUUUUGGGUGUACAAAUUUUUGAGGCUGUAAAAAUGAGAAAAGGUUCACACUUAAAGGAGGUGCUGAUGUUACUGUGUGCUGCCUUGCGUUUGAAUCCGUUAAUAUUGGAACAAAAUGUUUUCGAAAUUACAGCUUGGAUGAUUUUGGCCCCCAAAUCGGGUGAGAAAGAGGAACAGGAGUUAUUCGAAGAGUACUUGGUGUUGUUAAUGGACAUGUUUAGACGUUUGAGCAGAGCCGAAAAGUUUGUUACAAAUCUCCUAAAGGCCUUGAAUGAGCAUUUAAAAUCUACCAACCUAAGCACAAGCAAAAAACGUAAAGCUAAAUCGGAUUUGGAGACACCACAGAAGAAGAAAAAAAAGUUGUCAGAAAACCAUACGUCAGAGCAAAUGGCUCAAGACUUUUCAAAAUAUUUAAAGAUAUUAUUUCAAGAUUUUUUCAAACCCACCUUAACCAAAACAUUAAAUGAUAGCAAUCUAACUGCUACAGCUUCAUUUUCAAAAUUACAAAACUUUUGGCCCAGCAAUCCUGUGGGUUUGUCGUUCUCUAAAAUCAUUACGGGUCUAGUCUCGAAACCAUCUUUAACCAUAUGGAAAUCUUUAUUGUUUGCCUUAAAAGAACUUAUCGAAUCUUUGAAAAGCACCAACGAAAUAAAUGAAAAUUCUUUAUUUCAAAUAGAUUUUCAGGCGGCUCUAUUGUCACAGUACUUUGCUGGCUGUAAACUGGCCGAACAAUCUGAGAAAUUUUUGUUGGAACUGCAACAGCAAAGAGCGUUUACUUUAGAGAUAUUGAAAUUAUUUGGACAAUUUUUAUUGGAAAAAGAGCAUCAGCCACGUACUAUGAGCGCAUUUUUAGAGUUGGCUUACUUUGCCUCAAACUUUGAUUUGCUUCUAUCCUACUAUCGUCCUGAUGGCUGUAACCAUGAGACUCUCCAUCCUGUGCAGGCGGUCGAAAAUCUCCAUAGCUUUCUUACGCCCGAAGAAUGGAUCUUAAUACAGCAACGUGUUUUGAAUUUUGGCAAAUCCUCCUGUAAACAUUUGUUACAUCGUCUUAAAAUGCAAAAAUCCCAGGCAGCUCUUUUACUGUUGCCAUCAAACAAAGAAAGUUUGUGUUUAAAAUCCACCGAUACGGAAAUCUUAAAUUCCCUUUUAAUUACCCCUCAGGCCAAAUGGUAUUUACAUCAACUUCAAAGAUCGGAAAAAGUAACCAUUGCUCAAUAUUUUAUUGGCAAACCUGAACUUUUACACCUAACCUUUGAUGAUUUGGAACUUUUAGAAUUUGUUUCUUUGGCUGCUUAUGAAAACAUUUGCAAAUCCUUAAACUCUAAGCACUCGCUGCUGAAAUCGUUGUCAUGUGACUUUGACAAGGUACGUCAAUGUGUUGAGAUAACAGCCAGUGAAUUAUUAAUUAAGGAAUUGAUUGAUAUCGUUAUCAGUCGUUCGAAAGAAGAAUAUAAAGUUAAAAAACUGUCGGUGGAGGAUAUCAAAAUAAGUUUGGACAUAUUGUCUCGCUUGCCGUUGGGACAAUUGAGACGCCAGCGUAAAACUAUAAUAUUUGCUUUGCAUUUGUGUUUAUAUCGUGAUUUGAAGGCGGCACAAGAGGAUGAAUUAGCUCUGCAGACUUUAGAGAUUAUGAAGGAUCUUUUGCAUUUUGGUCAACAAGUGUUAAUCUUUAAAUACUUGCCAACAUCGUUAUUGCUCAAACUAUUACCCGCUGAAAAUUGCUGGGAACUCUAUGAGUUCCUCUUUUCCACCGUUAAAAAUGAAGAAAAAGGAACAGAACAAUUUUUACAAGGUUUAACUGAUCUACUCAGUAAAUCGCAGUCAUCUUCGGGUAUAAAUGAAGAACAACGUAAACUACUGUUGGCGGCUAUAGAAACGCUAGCUUCACUUAGCGGACCAAGUGCAAAACACAUGCGCAAACACUUGGAUGCCUUGUUGAAAAUCUUUUCUGACUAUCUACAAAAUCAUUUUACGGAGACCAGCGAUGGCACCUCUAAAAAAGACAAGAAAUUUGUGCAGAAAACUUUGGCCGGUUUUGGGCCCUAUGCUUCGGCUAUUUUAACAAAAGCAGCCAAGCCAAAGGAACCCACCAAAGCCACGGAGGAAUCUAAGGAAACCGAAGAGUUUAAGCUUGAGGUGGAUGAAGAUUUCAGACGUAUUAGCAAAAUUUAUAUAGGACAUUCGAUGGAUUACCGCAAUCCUCAUGCUAUACGUUUAAUGCAAGUGGCUUUAAAUCAUCGUGAAUUGUUGCAUUUAGAUCAAGAUGAAAUAGAGUUUGUUUUAACCCACUACUGGUCCCAAAUUAAUGAGGAUCUAAAAGAAAAAGCCUCAACAGAGCAACAAAAACUUUGCACUAAAACCAUAGAAUUAGCGGUAAAAAUGAUAAUUGGCAAUAAAACCAAUGAGGAUUUAUUGCUGGUACUUAAAACUAUAGCCAACAAUGUAGAGGAAACUAAUUUCUCCAACAUCUUAAGACUAUUGACUUUAAUAGCCAAAUGUCCAUUUAGUACUAUAAAAGGAGCAAUUUUCAAUGAACAAUAUAAACAAAUUACGUUUGAUAUCACCUUACGCUUGGCCAGAGAUGAGCAACAGCAUUUUAAUGAUUAUGAUUUAAUAGUAAAUCUUUUAAAUUGUCAUCAAGCUAUUCUUGAUAAUAAAAUGAUUCCUAUUUCAACCGAUACCAUGGAUAGUAUUUUAUCAUUUCUGAUGGAUAUUAACAUUAAAAAGUUCCGCCUAAGCGAUACAAAUCUCAAAGUUUUUCACACUCUUCACCUGGCCAUAACCGAAGUUUGCUCGUCUCUUAUAAAAUAUCGUCAUAUUUUACUGAUGGAUCGUGUUCCCCAGUACAUGCACAUCUUUAAAGAUCUUUUACAGGCAAUUGUGUGGUAUAAGAGUGAGCGCCAAAAGGACACAGCUUUGCCCUCAAACGAAAUAGAUGAUUUGUCGGAAUUGGCUAUGAAACUGGAAGCUUUAAUGCAUUUAAUUGGUCAACAUAGAGUGGGUGUUAAAAGGGUGGCACCAUUUGUUUUGACAUUCAUUAUUAAUUUGAUGGUGGCUAAUAAAAGACCUACUACUUUAUACAAUAAGAUCAAAACUCAUAUUGAGAAUAUUUGCUAUGAAUUGGUGGGUAUUUGUGAUCACCGUGUGGGUAGAUUUAUUUUACGUUGUUCCAAUGAAGCUGGUCGUCAAUUGUAUGAACUCUUAGUUAAGGAUUAUCAAAAAUAUCAUAAAUUCAAGGGCAAAGUGUAAACUUACAUUGUGUUUAAUAAUGAUCGUGAGAAUGAGAUUUUAUGUGUCUUUUAUUUUAAUUAUGUAUAAUAAUAAAUUUUUUGUUGCACAAAA